AUCAUGACAUGGCAGACCUUUCCGCGGCCUCAAACGGCAGAAGCGUGGCCGUUGGCGCGACUGACUCGAAUAUGCCGAGAUUAUGUCCGUUACGGCCGCCCUUAACCCCGCUACAUGUAUCGUCGACAACCCCCUUUUCUUUGACAUGUAUAUUUGCUGGCCAGUAAAGUCGCCGUCGCCUUAUCAUCAGUUAUGUCCGCGCAGCGCUACCCGAUCGAGCCUCUGAGAUGGUGUGGCGAGUGCCUUCGAUAUGCCCGCUCCCGUCGGCCGUACCGCGCGCAUCUCGGCCCUACCACCUCUGCUCGAACAUGAGGGCCGCCAACCUUAAGGCGUUGGUGUCCCUGGUGCGGACUUUUCUUAUAUUCGCCUGCUCGUCUUACCGGCCAUGGCCUCGGGCUGACUAUUAUCUGGCCGCACCACCUUAUCAGCCGUCGGGACUAACCCGAUCUUGCGUUUUCGGUCAAGUCGUUUCUUGAAUACCUAGGUCAGGCUGACCUUGGCGCCCGCUUUCCGGAGUCAUGGCCCACGUAUCUGGGGCUGUCGGAGUCCUUAGCACUGGGAUCCCCAAGCGCUCAGAGCCAGGACCGGAGGAAGUGGCCGACGGGCCGCAGCUGGACACGCCAGAGCCGAUGGAGACAAGAUAUUCUACGGUUCAGGGACUCGCGCGCGAGUUCUCGCGCAACUCCGCCAGCGAGGGCAAACCCAUCUUCGGCAGCGAGGAUCCGGACUCCCCCCUGAAUCCGCGCGGCGAACGGUUCAACGCGCAUGCGUGGGCGAAGAACAUCGCGAAGGUCGCGCACGAGAGCGGCCAGGGCUUCCGCCGGGUUGGGCUGUGCUUCCAGAACCUGAGCGUGUUCGGGUACGGCACGCCGACGGAUUUCCAGAAGGAUGUCGCCAAUAUCUGGAUCGCCGUGCCGGGCAUGAUCCGCCGGCUCUUCUCCCACUCGGCGGGCCAGACCCGGAUCGACAUCCUGCGUCAGUUCAACGGGCUGAUCCGCCCCGGCGAGAUGUGCGUCGUCUUGGGCCCGCCGGGCUCCGGCUGCUCGACCUUCCUUAAGACUAUCUCGGGCGAUAGGAACGGCAUAUACGUCAACAAGGGCUCCUACUUCAACUAUAACGGCAUAUCGGAUAAGGAGAUGCACAGCGCGCACAGGGGCGACGCCAUCUACACGGCCGAGGUCGACGUUCAUUUCCCAAUGUUGACUGUUGGUCAGACGCUGUCUUUCGCAGCGCGCGCGCGUUGCCCCAAGGACCUACCCCAGGGCAUCGAUCGAGACCACUAUUGCGAGCAUUUCCGAGACGUCGUCAUGGCCAUGUAUGGGAUUAGCCACACGAUCCAUACGAAGGUGGGGGAUGAGUACACGCGAGGGGUCUCGGGGGGAGAGCGCAAACGUGUGACGAUCGCCGAGGCGACGUUGUCGAAUGCCCCGUUCCAAUGCUGGGAUAACUCGACACGAGGUCUUGACUCGGCCAACGCUGUUGAGUUCUGCAAGAUCCUGAGACUCCAGUCGGAAUUAUUCGGCCAGGCGUGUGCCGUGUCGAUGUAUCAGGCUCCCCAGAGCGCCUACGACCUAUUUGAUAAAGCGAUGGUUAUUUACGAGGGCCAUCAGAUCUACUUUGGGCCGGCGUCCAAAGCAAAGGAAUAUUUCGUUAAUCUCGGGUUUGAAUGCCCAGAACGUCAGACGACGCCCGACUUCCUCACGUCGAUGACAUUCCCAGCAGAGCGUAUCCCACGCUCCGAUACCAACCCCCCGAGGACCCCCGAAGAGUUCGCAAGCGCUUGGCAGAACAGCCCCGAGUACAGGACCUUACACGAUGAAAUCGAGGAAUAUAAGCUGAAGCAUCAGAUCGACGGCCCCGACGCUGAGACCUUCCGACAGCUAAAGAAAGCCCACCAGUCCAAGGGUCAGCGUCUCAAGUCCCCAUAUACCCUAACGUAUUACCAGCAAGUUCGUCUGUGCAUGUGGCGCGGAUGGGCGCGAUUCAAGGCGGAUCCGUGGCAGGCCAUUGGGAUGAUGAUCGGGAACACGAUUAUGGCGCUUAUCAUGUCAUCCCUGUUCUACAACAUGCAGCAGGACACGGCAUCUUUCUACGGCCGCGCCGUCGUUCUCUUCAUGGCGAUCUUGUUCAACGCCUUCUCUUCCAUCCUCGAGAUCCUAACGCUCUAUUUGCAGCGGCCUAUCGUCGAGAAGCAGGCCCGCUACGCAUUCUACCACCCGUCCGCCGAGUCGUACGCUUCUGUCUUGGUCGAUCUCCCCAUGAAGAUCAUCGGCGCCAUUUCUUUCAAUUUAGUAUUCUACUUCAUGACGAAUCUGCAUCGCACGCCGGGUAACUUUUUCUUUUACCUGCUGGUGGUAUUCUUCAUCAUCAUGGCCAUGUCCGGUGUCUUUAGAUCUCUGGCCUCGUUGUCGCGGACGGAACAGCAGGCCAUGGUCCCCGCCUCCAUUAUGUUGCUCGCCCUGCUUAUCUUCGCUGGAUUCAUUGUUCCCGUUGAUUACAUGUUGUCGUGGUGCCGGUGGAUCAAUUACCUGAACCCGGUGGCCUACGGCUAUGAAUCUCUGAUGGUCAACGAGUAUCACAACCGCAACUUCACCUGUUCGUCCUAUAUACCUAAUUACCCUGGCCUCGAUGCCGUUAACGUGGCUUGUAAUGCCGUCGGAGCCGUCCCUGGCCAGAAUUAUGUGAACGGAGACUACUACAUCAAUACGGCAUAUAAGUAUUACCACAGUCACAAGUGGCGCAAUGUGGGGAUCAUCAUCGCGAUGAUGGUUUUCAACCACAUCGUCUACUUCGUUGCCAGCGAGUACGUCACGGCGAGGAAAUCCAAGGGCGAGAUCCUCGUCUUUCGCCGAGGCUUCGUUCCAAAGCACUCCACUAAGGGCGGCAGCGAUGUGGAGAAAUCUCUCACGGGGCCCGUCCACGCUGUCCUGGAGAAGCCGACCGAGUAUGAUUCCGGAAAGGAGGGCGCCUUUCAGGGCUCUACGAGCAUCUUCCACUGGCGAAAUGUGUGCUAUGACAUCAAGAUCAAGGGGAAGCCCCGUCGCAUCCUGGACAACGUCGACGGCUGGGUCAAACCCGGCACUCUCACGGCACUAAUGGGCGUUUCUGGGGCCGGUAAAACUACUCUGCUGGAUUGCUUGGCCGAUCGCCGCGCUGGCGUCGGCGUUCUCACCGGUGAGAUGUUGGUGGAUGGCAAAAUACGUGACGAGAGCUUCCAACGCAAAACCGGGUACGCUCAACAGCAAGACCUGCAUCUCGAGACAAGUACCGUACGAGAGGCUCUGAAAUUUUCUGCUCUUCUUCGACAGCCCCACAAUGUGCCGAGGGCAGAAAAGCUGGCCUAUGUGGACGAAGUUAUCAAGUUGCUUAACAUGGAGGAGUACGCCGAUGCCGUCGUCGGCGUGUUAGGUGAAGGGCUUAACGUAGAGCAGCGAAAACGCUUAACAAUCGGGGUCGAAUUAGCAGCUAAACCGCCGUUGUUAUUAUUCGUUGACGAGCCAACGUCGGGCCUCGAUUCGCAGACCAGCUGGGCCGUCUUAGACUUGUUGGAAAAGCUGUCGAAGGCCGGCCAGUCUAUCCUUUGCACGAUCCAUCAACCUUCCGCGAUGCUUUUUCAACGCUUUGACCGUUUGCUUCUCUUAGCCGAAGGAGGGAAAACGGUCUAUUUCGGCGAGGUGGGCGAAAACUCCGAAACCCUCACCGGUUAUUUCGAACGCAACGGCGCCAAACCGUGCCCGCCUGGCGAGAACCCGGCUGAGUGGAUGCUAGAGGCUAUCGGCGCCGCCCCCGGCAGCUUCUCCGAAACCGACUGGCAUCAGACAUGGCGUUCUAGCCCAGAGUACCAGGCCGUCCAGGAGGAACUAGCACGGCUUCGGGAGAAGGGAGAUGGGCGGCCCUCCGUAGACGAGAAGCAAGACCCCGCCUCGUACCGCGAGUUUGCCGCGCCGCUCUGGGAGCAAUUCAUCGUCGUGACGCAGCGCAUAUUUGAGCAGUCCUGGAGAACACCUUCUUACAUAUACUCCAAGCUUGCUCUCUGCAUUUUCACGAGCCUGUUUAUCGGCCUGGUCUUCCUCAAUGCGCCCCUAACUCGGCAGGGGCUCCAGAACCAGAUGUUCGCCAUAUUCGAGCUGAUGAGCAUCGUCGGGCAGUUGGUGGACCAGCAGAUGCCCAACUUCAUCACGCAGCGCAACCUGUACGAAGUCCGCGAGCGACCCGCCAAGACGUACUCCUGGAAGGUCUUCAUGGUCAGCCAGAUCCUCUCCGAGAUCCCCUGGAACUCGGUCGCCUCGGUUUUUAUGUGGGCGCUGGUAUAUUACCCGGUGGGCUUCUAUAAGAAUGCGGAAGCGGCGGGGCAGGGCACGGAGAGGGGAGGGCUGAUGUGGCUCUUGUUCUGGCAGUUCCUCCUCUGGGUGUCCACCUUUGCACACAUGUGCGUCUCCUUCGCGGGGUCCGCCGACGAAGCCGGCAACACGUCAAAUUUCCUCUUUGUUCUUAUCUUCUUCUUCUGCGGUGUGUUGGCCUCGCCGGAUCAGAUGCCCCGUUUCUGGAUUUUCCUCUACCGAGUCUCGCCGUUGUCGUACUGGGUCUCGGCGGUCAUGGCGACCGGCCUGGCCAACGUCGACGUGACGUGCGCGCCGAACGAGUUCACGACGUUCGACCCCGUCGACGGCCAGACGUGCGGCCAGUACAUGGAGCAGUACAUUUCCACGUUCGGCGGCUACCUGCUGAACCCCAACUCGACGACUACGUGCAACUUCUGCACGAUCAAGGACACCAACGUGUACCUGGAGCACAUUAAUUCCGAGUACGACACCAGGUGGCGCAACUUCGGUAUUUUAUGGGCGUACGUCGCCUUCAACGUCGCCGCCGCUAUAUUCCUCUACUGGCUCGCUCGGAUGCCCAAGGGGAGAAAGCGAGUGUAGGUGAGAAGCGAAGGGCCUGAUGUACGAUUUAGCACACGAUAACAUACCUGCCCAGAAGAUUGACGAGAGUAAUUAGAUAGCCUUCAGGUCGGAUUUUCAACGGAGCAAUACUACCAACACCCCUCAUUCUCAUUUCGCGGAUUUAAUCAGCCAGGGGGGAGCCAGGCACAACAGGGAGGAGAUGCACAAACGGUGGUGACGCGCAAGAGAUAGAUAGACUCCCCUCAACGUAGAUACAGAUAAGACAAACGGCACGCUCCUAGGUGCAAAUAGAUAUCAUAAGCGGCACCUGGAAGAGCUGCUCGGGUUAUCAAAGGAGAGAUAUGAUCCCGUUCGCACCGAGAAACGCGGGCAAGAUAUGUGAAUGUAUUCGCGAUGGAUUUGUGGUAGUUGUUGUUUAGGUAGAAAUAUUUGAACCCGUGCGCUGAG
Molecule: messenger RNA, 5351 nt
Organism: Durotheca rogersii
Lineage: Eukaryota; Fungi; Ascomycota; Sordariomycetes; Xylariales; Xylariaceae
Product: ATP-binding cassette transporter
Exons: 6
Coding region: 519-4922 (1467 amino acids)
Biological process (GO): transmembrane transport
Cellular component (GO): membrane
Molecular function (GO): ATP binding; ABC-type transporter activity; ATP hydrolysis activity
Source: RefSeq, a predicted model, not a curated record